AACAGAGUUAACAGCCUAAAGACAUCACAUCCAGGAUUAAAAACAAUACUUUCAGUCGGAGGCUGGAAUAUGGGAUCUAUGCCAUUUGUCAAUGCUGUUGUCACCAAAGGAACACGCAGUGCUUUCAUUGGAACAGCCAUAAAUUUUCUACGCCGCAAUAAUUUUGAUGGCUUAGAUAUUUGCUGGCAAUAUCCUACAUCAAGAGGAAGUACUGACGUCGAUAAAGAAAGAUUUUCACUGUUACUCAAGCUCAUUGGCGUUGUUGUGGGCUCAGAAGCUCGUUUGAUUGACAGAGCUUAUGAUAUUGGUACAUUAAACACAUCAGUAGAUGUGGUUUCCCUGUUAACCUAUGAUUUCUAUACACCUGGAACCUUCAAGCAUGCAGCUCAUACAAGUGCCCUCUAUGCAGGAAAUCAUUCAGUAGGACCUGAUAUCAUGAAAAAUGUUGUAUGUCAGAUGAUGAGUAGAUCAACGAAAUAUUACAUACAAGAUAAAGGCGUUCCUUACCUAGUUGAUGGAUACCAGUGGGUCGGAUAUGAAGAUGAACGUAGCGUUGCUUUGAAGGCGAAGUUUGCUCUUGACAAUAAAUUUGGUGGUGUCAUGCUGUGGGCUUUUGACGUAGAUGACUUCAAAGGAAUAUGUAACACUCAAAAAGUUUACCCACUUUUAAAUAGCGUGAACAAAGUGCUUAAAGGAGGAUCGUAAGUAUACAUCUUUUCUUGAUUAACUGAUA
This is a messenger RNA of Octopus bimaculoides (California two-spot octopus), 733 nucleotides long. RefSeq names its product acidic mammalian chitinase. Gene Ontology annotation, molecular function: chitinase activity; chitin binding. Gene Ontology annotation, biological process: carbohydrate metabolic process; chitin catabolic process. The record is from RefSeq and is a predicted model, not a curated record. NCBI's taxonomy places the organism in Eukaryota, Metazoa, Mollusca, Cephalopoda, Octopoda, Octopodidae. Gene Ontology annotation, cellular component: extracellular region.